AUUACAACAAAUUUUAUGGAAACAUGGGAAAUUAUUUGAUCUCCGGGAACCGUCCAUCAUUAAAGCUACAGUCCAUCAUGCUAUUGAAACUGGUACUUAUCCACCAAUUUAUACUUCACCAUAUCGUGUUUCAUACAAAGAUGAACAAAUCCAAAGGGAAGAAAUUGACAGAUUACUCAAGCAAGGAAUAAUUGAAGAAUCUAAAUCGCCAUGGAAAUUAAACAAUAUUACGACCAAAGAUGCAUUUCCUAUACCUCGGAUUGAUGAUAUCUUUGAUCAUUUUUCACAAGCUGAAUAUUAUACAACCAUCGACUUUAAAUCAGGUUAUUUUCAAGUUGGUCUGGACCCCAAAGAUCGUCCGAAAACAGCUUUCUCAACCCGAGAUCAACAUUAUCAAUUUACAGUGUUACCUCAAGGUGUUACAAACGGUCCACCAGCAUUUCAACGCAUUGUUAGUCAAAUACUUGGACCUACAAGAUGGCAAUAUUCAUUAGCUUAUCUGGAUGAUGUUAUAAUAUAUUCACCAACAUUCGAUCAACAUUUAACACAUCUUGAUGAUAUUCUCAACCGUUUAAAUGAUGCAAAUUUUCGUCUUAAUGUUAACAAAUGUCAAAUAGCAAAAACGUCGAUUGAUUAUCUUGGUCAUCACAUUGAACGUAGUAAUAUUAGACCGAAUGCAGACAAUAUUCGUGCAUUAUUGGAAACUCCACAGCCAACAACAGCAAGAGAAGCAUUUCGAUUCGUCAAAGCUGCUGAAUAUUACCGCAAAUUUAUACCUGGAUUUUCGACAAUUGCACAACCCUUACAUAAAUAUGCACCUACUACAAAAGAACAACGAUCACAAAAAUCACAAUCUACACCUAUUAUUUUAUCCGAUGAAGAACUUCAUGCAUUUAAUGAAUUGAAACAGAUAUUAACUAAUGAUUUAGUAUUACGUAUUCCCGACCAAAAUUUCCCAUUUAAGAUACAAACCGAUGCAUCAAAAAUUGGAAUUGGAGCUGUACUUAUGCAAACUCACCCAAAUGGGGAUCUACCACUAGCUUAUUUAUCAAAGAAAUUUACAACAACCCAAAUGAAUUGGCCUGCAAUAGAACAAGAAUGUUAUGCUAUUAUAUAUGCAAUCGAAAAGUGGCAUAAAUAUUUAGAUGGACGUUCAUUUACUAUUGAAACAGAUCAUAAACCAUUAUUACCAUUCAAUUUAAAACAACAAUUAAAUUCGAAAUGUGAACGAUGGCGUUUAAAAUUACAACAAUAUCAAUUUACUAUUCGAUAUAUUAAAGGAAAACAUAAUACGGUAGCUGAUUAUUUAUCCCGUUCACCAGUAGAUAAUGGAACAAAUGAUGAAGACGAUUAUAAUCCAACACAAUCUAGAUCAACACAAACUGAUAAUUGUAUGAAGACACAAAUUAUUGCACCUGUCAUGACUCGUAGACAAGCAAGACAACAACCUAAUGAGAGGACUGAUCAUCAUUUAUCAGAUCAGACCUGUGAUGGAAACCGACAAGCGAGGAAUGCCGACAUACCAAUCGACCAUUCCUGUAUUCCAAAAGCCAACCAACUACCGACAUCGAUCUACAACACCGACUGUGAUAAAAUAAUACCAUUUACAUUGGAACAAUUAAAAGAAUUACAACAUCAAGAUGAUGAAAUUAACAACAUCAUUCACAACAUCAAGAACUACAAAGAAUAUUUUGUUAAAAAUAAUAUGUUAAUGAAAAAAGCAUUUCCGCCAGUACCAGUUAUACCCAAGGGAGGAAUACGUUCCGACAUAAUUAAAAUUUAUCACGAUACACCUGCAAAUGGUGCUCAUUUCGGUCGAGAUCGAACUAUCCACAAAAUUCAACAACGAUAUUAUUGGCCUCAUAUGAUUUCCGACAUUCAAAAUUAUAUAAAAUCAUGUCUGCCUUGUUUACGAAACAAUCCUCUACGGCAGAAACCACCAGGUGCUUUGAAACCAAUCAAACCUCCGGAAGGUGUAUGGCAAUUACUUACAAUGGAUUUUCACGGACCGAUUACACCAACAACAAAACAUGGUAAUAAAUAUAUUAUUUUAUUAACUGACGUAUUAUCAAAAUUCGUAAUUACGAAAGCAGUCCGUGAUUGCACUGCUUCAACUGCCGCACAAUUUUUGAUCGAGGAAGUGAUCCUUAAAUAUGGCACUCCGAAAUGUAUUCUUACAGACAAUGGUACUCAUUUUACAGCAACGAUGAUGACUGAAUUAUUUAAGAAAAUUGGUAUUACACAUUUAUAUUCAACACCUUACCAUCCAAUGACUAAUGGACAAAUAGAAAGAUUUAAUGCAACAAUGGAUGCUAAAAUAGCAGCAUUAUCAAAUGAAAAACGUACGAAUUGGGAUGAACAAUUACCAUUUGUUACAUUCAAUUACAACACCACUAUCCACAAAACAACUGGACAAAUUCCAUUCAAUUAA
This is a messenger RNA of Rotaria sp. Silwood1, 2431 nucleotides long. Lineage: Eukaryota; Metazoa; Rotifera; Eurotatoria; Philodinida; Philodinidae. The record is from the annotation of a GenBank genome assembly.